This is a messenger RNA of Entrophospora sp. SA101, 3081 nucleotides long. The record is from the annotation of a GenBank genome assembly. NCBI's taxonomy places the organism in Eukaryota, Fungi, Glomeromycota, Glomeromycetes, Entrophosporales, Entrophosporaceae.
AUGUCACCACUAUCUAAAACUUUUGGCUCACAAACUUUGGUAGAUACAACAUCACAAACUACUAAAAAUGCUACAUCGUCUUCUCAAAUAUUCACCAAAGAAACAGUACCAUCAAUUCUCGAAAUAAAAAAACAGAUUCCUUCACAAUGUUUUUCUCCAUCAAUAUUAAAAUCACUUCAAUAUGUAAUUUUAGAUUUAUCAAUAAUAGCCGUAUUGUUCUUUUUAUUUUUUUUCAUUGAUAAAACAACCUUGAUCCCUGAAAUCGUCAAAGAUUUAUUAAUUCUUCCAAUCUACUCGUUUGCCCAAGGAACAAUGUUCUGGGCAAUAUUUGUAUUGGGACAUGAUUGUGGGCAUGGAAGUUUCAGCCGUUAUCCUUUGUUUAAUGAUAUAAUUGGUACUUUUCUACAUCUUUUAAUUCUUGUUCCAUAUACUCCUUGGAAGUUAAGUCAUCGUCACCAUCAUAAAAAUACUGUCAAUUUACACUGCAACAAAAACGGUACACCUGAUCUUAGUUUGAAGCUUACAGCAACUGGGUUUGAAUCUUCUCAAUCUGUUACUAAAAGAAACUUGGAACCAAUUGAAUCCAUUUGUGAACAGGUAUCAAAUUUACUUGACAAAGUCAAAUCGAUUGAUCAUAAGCUUGAGGAUGUAUCUAAUGAAAUAGUUGACUACAUUAACAAUAAAUCAUUGAAAGAAAAUGACAAUAUUCGUGUUCUAGAAGAAAUAGUUCAACAAUUGAUUUAUAGAGUGGAUGAAGAUUAUUUCGAUUUUUAUGGUAAACUAAUCAAACAUGUUGUUUUGAAUAUUAAUCCAAAAAUAAGUUAUAAUGUGAGCAGAUCACUGUCAUGCAAAGAAGGAGGAAAAGGAGUGGCGGGAGAGGAAGAAUAUUGUAAAGGUGAUAGACUAUUCAAGAAAAUAUUAUUUGAGAGGUUGGAAAAAGAACUUGAAGAUGGCAUGAACCUAGAUCCAAUUUUAUUAUCAAACGAAUUUUGUAACAAUGAAGGUAGGAAUUGUGAAUGUAAUCAAGAGGAAUUGAUGAAAAAUAAAAAGUUCCUAUAUUUGUUGAGCAAGGAAAAAAAUCAUUAUAUUGGACUCGUUUAUAUGAUGUGUGAAUCUUUGAAAUUAAAUAUUAAUGGUGGGUGCAUUUGUGUAAUCAUGUAUAAUGUUGGAAAAUUGUUAUGUUCUGAUGAAUUAUAUAAUCCUAUUAUGGAGCAUUUCUUUUUAGAAUUGUAUUUUUUGAAUAAAUGGAAUGAAUUGAAUACUGAAAUCAAAGAGAUUAUAGAUGAAAUGGUUGAGUAUAAUUGGUCAAGAGACUCCAAAAUUAGAGCUAAAUUAUUGAAAUCUAAACGUGCUAGAAUAAUCAAUUUCAGUUUAGCAGUUUCUGUUGUUCCUGAAGGCUUAGUUGCUGUUACAACAGUUACAAUGGCCAUAGGUGUUAUACGUAUGGCUGCUAGAUGCGCAAUUGUGAGAACAUUACCUGCUGUUGAGACACUGGGUAGUGUUACUGUUAUUUGUUCCGAUAAAACCGGUACUUUAACUGAAGGAAAAAUGGGACCAUGUGAAUUAUGGACUGCUGAUAAUUCCAUUUAUUCAUUCACCGAACCAACAUCACUAGAUCCGAACAAAGGUGGAAUUAUAUUUCAUUCAUUGGAGUGUCGGAUUGGUGAUCCAACUGAAGUAACACAAAAAGGCGGAUUUUCAAAAAGUUAUUGGGAGAAUAAUCAUAACUUUCUAAAAGUUCAUGAGAAACCAUUUGACAGUGAAAGAAAAUUGAUGAGUGUAGUAUAUAAGAUAAAUAAAGACUCUUCUUCCUCAUCACCAUCACAAAAAAAAGAAGAAAAUAAAAAUAAAUUUUUAGUAUUGGCUAAAGGUGCACCAGAAGAACUUUUACGAAAAUGUACACACUAUAUGGCUGAAAUUAAAUCUUCAAAUAAUAAUAAUGCAGAAAUUUUUGAUGCGAUUUCUGAAGAUAAUUAUAGUUCACCAUUAACUGAAGAAUUUGUCGAUCUUAUUUCUGAUCAAAGUUCAAGAAUGGCUUCAAAAGAAGGAAAAGAUGAAGAAAACAAUUUAAUAUUUAUUGGUCUUAUAGGAUUGAUUGAUCCACCAAAAAAAGCAGUUAAGGAAUCAAUAAGAAUAUGUAAAUUGGCUGGUAUAAAAGUUAUAAUGAUAACUGAACUUGACCUUUUAUCAGAUGAAGCAAUUUCAGAAUUAAAUCCAUUUCCAACUGUUUUUGCUCGUGUAAGUCCAGAUAAUAAAUUAAAAAUUGUUAAAGCAUUACAAAAUCUAAAAAAUAUAGUAGCAAUGACAGGAGAUGGUGUUAAUGAUGCACCAGCAAUAAAAGCAGCAGAUGUAGGAGUAGCAAUGGGAUUGAGUGGGACAGAAAUAACAAAACAAGCAGCAGAUAUUAUAUUAUCAAAUGAUGAUUUUUCAACCAUAGUUGCGGCAGUUGAAGAAGGAAGACGUGUUUUUGAUAAUAUUUUGAAAUUUAUUGUGUAUUUAUUAAGCUGUAAUUCUGCUGAAAUUAUAAUAAUGUUAAUUUGUGCUGUGAUUAAUCUUGAUCUACCUUUCACCACUAUUAUGAUUUUGUGGGCUAAUAUCAUUGUUGAACCAGUAGAAAAAGAUAUAAUGAAACGUAAACCAAGAAAUCCAAAUGCCGGGGUUUUAGAUUUAUAUGCAACAACUAUACUAAUAACCCAAUCAUUUGUAAUGGCAUUACUAUCAUUUGGUGUAUUCAUAAUAGCUUUGUCCCCAAUAGAACAUAUCGAAUUAGCUGAUGCUAGAUCUUUAGCUUUUGCCACUUUAACUUCUAUGCAAUUAAUACAAGGUUUUUUUUCUAGAACUUUAUAUGAAAGUGUUUUUAAAACUGGAUUCUUUACUAAUAAGUGGAUGAUUGUUAGUGUGGUUGGAUCUUUUAUAGCAUUAUUACUUGGUAUUUAUGUUCCAGGAUUAAGAGAAUGGUUGGAUUUAACACCUGUGCCAGCAUUUGGUUGGGCAAAAAUCGCAAUAUGUGUUAUUAUUCAAUUGAUAAUCAGUGAACUUGGUAAAUUUAUUGGUAGAAUGUAUAGAGAUAAAAAAAAAUAG